Messenger RNA from Neoarthrinium moseri, 1389 nucleotides. RefSeq lists its product as uncharacterized. The record is from RefSeq and is a predicted model, not a curated record. Gene Ontology annotation, molecular function: metal ion binding. The coding region runs from base 1 to 1389 and encodes 462 amino acids. NCBI's taxonomy places the organism in Eukaryota, Fungi, Ascomycota, Sordariomycetes, Amphisphaeriales, Apiosporaceae. The transcript has 4 exons.
AUGGACUUCAUACCCCGGUAUCGCGAGUACCAGGCCAGUCGCGAUCAGACCGAGAAGCUGGUCAAGGACCUGAUGAUCUUUGGCGAACGCAUCGAAAGCACCUACCGACAGGAGAACCAGACUCUCAUCCAGCGCCUGCAAAAUACCCAGUUCGACUACGAAGACUCGGUCAACUCGCGAAGAGAGCUGCAGGCUCGGAUUAAGGACCUCGAGAGCCAGCUGAGCUUCUUGACCCAGGACAAUACCAUCCUGCAGCACCGCAACCCCUACGUGCUGGUGCUCAUCGAUGGCGACGGUUUGAUAUUCAAAGACCACCUCAUCAAACAAGGCCUCGAAGGCGGAAAGAAAGCUGCAUAUGCCCUGCGCCAGGCUGUGCUCGCACAAUGCACCAACGCCCACGACACCGAGGUGGUGGCCAAGAUUGUCGCCAACCUCGGCGGCCUGGCCAAGGCCAUGAGGCGCGACGCCUGCGUCGACUCGGAAAUCGACCUCAAGGAAUUCAUGCUGGGAUUCACACAAGCCAAGGCCUCUUUCGAUUUCAUCGACGUGGGCUACGGCAAGGAGAGAGCAGACUCCAAGAUCAGGGAGACGGCCUCGUUCAACCUGCGCAACUACAACUGCAAACAGAUCCUCCUGGGUGUCUCGCACGACGCCGGUUACGCCCCGUACCUGGACGAGAUCCUGCGCGACGAAAGUGCUCGCCAACGCGUGACGGUCCUGGAAGGCGUCCCCACCGUCAAGGAAAUCGAGGCCACCGGGGUCAGCAUCAUCGGCUUCGACGAAAUUUUCCGCGCCGAGAAGCUCCUCGAUAGAAUCACCACCACCACCAUAGCCACGCCGUCCAUGUCAACGGCUAGCACCCCUUCGAUUUCGGCCGCGCCCAUCUCAUACGCCACCAUAACGCAAAAAGCGAGCCCGCCUCCGCAGCUGACUCUCCCUCUGGCGCCCAAGGCCCCCGCGGCCGCCAAGGCGACGAGUACAGCCAUCCGAACCACAGGAAAGCCGGCCCUGCCUGCCUGGAAUCCGGGUGCCCGCGGCCUGGAUCCCCCGAUCCCGCUCAGCCAAAACGUUCUGGAUCAGGUCAAGAAGCGAAAGGACAGUGACAAGCUGUGCAACAACCAUUAUCUGCGCGGGCCCUGCUCCAAGGGCGACUCGUGCUGCUUUGAACACGACUAUAGACCGAACCAGGAGGAAAUCAGAGCCAUCCAGUUCCUGGCGCGCUUAAAUCCUUGCACCAACGGCCAGGACUGCGAUGUGGAUAACUGCAUAUAUGGACAUCACUGUCCCAGUGUGCUAAAUGGCGUUUGUACACAUCCAUAUUGUAAAUUUCACUCGCACGAACAUCCCCCCGGCACCAAGCUGAAGGGUGGCAAGAAGGCUCCCGAGUGA